This is a messenger RNA of Periconia digitata, 1151 nucleotides long. The record is from the annotation of a GenBank genome assembly. NCBI's taxonomy places the organism in Eukaryota, Fungi, Ascomycota, Dothideomycetes, Pleosporales, Periconiaceae.
UUGGCUGUCUCACGCUUCAUGAGCGCAUUGCUUGCCCAGCGCCGAGGUUGUUGGUUGUCACCAAUGCAGAUCCGUUAUACGAGAUAUGACGUUGCUUGGUGGCCCGCAAACAAGAUUCAGGAUUCAGCGCCGCAAUCUACGAGCAUCAGCAAGCAACCCAGAAACCAAGCACGACUUCUCCCUCCUCGAAGCGCAAACUCAACGAGCAAACAUGAUCACGGAUAACACGGCAUGUUCAACAGCUCCAGAGGUUGGAUUAAGCUCAUUAGUUUAUCAAGACCCGCCGUCCAAAAACCAAGAUGGAGGGACUUGAUAUCUGGACCCUGCAUCUUAAUACAUCUUCAACCACAUCUCCCAAAUAUCGUCCAUUUUUCGCAAAAACUCAGAGAAUAAAUGCCGUGAGACAGGGGGAAUGUAGCUGUAGCUGUGCCUUCCCCCCUGUGAUAUCACACCUGCCGCGUCUGAAUGUUGUUGCGGACUGCUGAUCCCUUACGUCACUGCGAUCGGUAGGAUCCUGUGUCGAUACCCACCCAUCACCGCUGCAGCAUGGGCAUGAAUCACACAUAUAAAGAUCACUGAUUACUCGACCCCAUUACUCUCUCUCCAAAUCAAGUUUUGAUCUUUGAUAUUCUGCAAUUCACCUUGCACCUUUGCAGCCCUCCCCCAAAUUACAUCUACAUACAUAGUCAAUACCCUUGACCUCUCAAUCCCAACCCAACGAAGCAACCAUGCCAUUUUUCACCAACAAGGAGACCUCCGUCUCACCGCCUCCCUCAACUACCACAACAUCUCCAACACGCUCCCGCACCCUCUUCUCCCGCCGUCGCUCCUCCUCUCCCUCCCUCCACUCAUCAACCACCACAACCACAACCACCCCCCACAAGCGCCACUCUCUGCUCUCCAAAUCCGGCUUUGGCGGCAGGGAAGAUGCAUCUAUCGUAGCAGCACGCGAGCGCGUGUUGACCGCUGAAGCGGCAGAGCGCGAAGCCGAUCGCGCACUGUUCGCAGCAAAGGCCGCGGUUAGAGAGGCGAGGGACCAUGUUCGACGGUUGGAGCUGGAGGCUGCGGAGGAAGCAAAGAGAGCGAAGCUUAAGCAGAGCCAGGCUAAGGCUAUUGGAAAGAGAGGGAAGGCUCUUGGUCGUAAGUGUUAA